Molecule: messenger RNA, 3152 nt
Organism: Monopterus albus (swamp eel)
Lineage: Eukaryota; Metazoa; Chordata; Actinopteri; Synbranchiformes; Synbranchidae
Product: putative homeodomain transcription factor 2
Exons: 21
Coding region: 404-2698 (764 amino acids)
Cellular component (GO): endoplasmic reticulum
Source: RefSeq, a predicted model, not a curated record
UAUUUGUUAUUUAUCUCGGUUAUUUCGUUAUUUUCGGUUACGUUGUUCUUUGGGCUCACCCUCAUCCGCUCAGCUCUAUUAACCGAUCGAAUGAAAUGGCGCGUUUAUACGGUUAUUUACGGUAAGGAGUUGAAGUUGUAUUUUUACAGUGGGAGACAGAAGGGAAACGCUCAAAUCGGCCAGCAGCUACACAGCAUCUCUUACAGAUAAUGAGCAAGAUUUGGCAGCUCAGCGCACCAAAAUAACAUUUAGAAAGCACAGUUUGGAUUUCUGUGGAGACUCGGAGCAGCCAUCGCAGGCAGAAAGGUCCAGCUUCCUGUCCUAAUCUGGCUGUGAGGACGGAACACCAGUUAGCCACACGGCCCAACCAAAUCCUAAGAUGCCCUAGGUGCGGAGAAGGGAAAUGUUAAUGGCUUCCAAAGUAAAAGAUGCUGUGGUGUGGUACCAGAAAAAGAUUGGCGCCUAUGACCAACAGAUAUGGGAGAAGUCAGUGGAACAGCGAGAAAUAAAGGGCUUGAGGAACAAGCCGAAGAAGACAGGACAUGUCAAACCAGACCUCAUAGAUGUGGACUUGGUUAGAGGAUCAGCAUUUGCCAAGGCCAAACCAGAGAGUCCGUGGACAUCACUGACCAGGAAGGGCAUCGUCAGAGUUGUCUUCUUCCCCUUCUUUUAUCGAUGGUGGAUCCAGGUCACCUCCAGAGCCAUCUUCCUCCUACUGUUGGUUCUCUAUCUGCUGCAAGUGGCAGCAGCGGUCCUGUAUAUGACCAUCCCUCAGCCUCAUGGGAUACCAGCCACCGACGUGUUCGGAGCCAUCUGGCUCAUGUUACUGCUGGGCACCGUCCAUUGCCAGAUCGUCUCCACCAGAACACCAAAACCUGCCUCCAGCAGUGGGGGAAAGAGACGCAGGAAGUUGAGGAAGGCAUAUCAGAUGGAGGUGCAUAGGGAAGGCGACGGUUCUAGCACUACCGAUAACACACAGGACGGGGUGCCACACUCCCACUCCGCCAGCACCACAUACAGCCUGGGCGCUUUCUUCCAAGAUUUCUGGCAUGAUAUCUGUAAAACUGGAUCAAAGAAGUCCAAGCUUUCCAUUGACAAGUCUACAGAGACUGAUAAUGGAUAUGUGUCAUUGGAUGGCCGGGUAACAAAUCGCAGCAGUGAGGAGGGGCUUCAGCUCCACGAGCAGCGUCGUGAUUCACUGAACCGAGCUGAUGAGGUCUGCUGGAGCUCGCAGGUCCCGCCCACACAUGGUCACACAUCCCGCAGCACAGGACUGAUGCUGGCCAGUGGCAGUAAGGAGCCAGCGUCAGAUGAGGCAUCCAGUGAGGAGGACCCUGAAGCAUCCUAUAGCACCCUCCGCAGGGGAGUUGAAAGAAUGAACAGUGACUGUACAUUGCGAAACCGCAAGAACACACAGCACUACAAGAAACACUAUGUUGUGGAGGAUGUCCCCAAGUCUGGCACCAGCUGCAGCUCCAGGUGUUCCAGUCUGAGGACACAGGACUCAGAGAGCACUCGCCACGAGUCAGAGACAGAGGACCUGAUGUGGGAAGACUUCCUGCACUGUGCCGAGUGCAGAUCGUCCUGUACCUCAGAGACAGAGGGAGAAGGAGGAGGAACACCUGUAUGCCCCACUGCUAAAAAGGAGUAUAGAGACGACCCUUUCCAUCAGGGUCACAUCCCUUGGCUGCACAACUCCAACCCUGGCCUGGAGAGAGUAAGUGCCAUAGUGUGGGAGGGAAACGAGUGUAAGAAGGCCGAUAUGUCGGUCCUGGAGAUCAGCGGCAUGAUCAUGAACAGAGUGAAUCUCUACACUCCUGGUAUUGGUUAUCAGGUCUUUGGGAAUUUGGUUUCAGUGACGCUUGGAUUCACACCCUUUGCGUUCAGGCUGGCUCAGUACCGGGACCUAGACCAGCUGACUACACUCUCAGCCAAUGAACUGCUGUCUGUAGCGCUGGGUGGUGGGUCUGGAUCAGAUGCGCUGGUCAUCACCAUGGUAACACUGAGCUUCCUGGUACGUGUUUGCCUUAUAUGGCUCUUCUUCUUCCUGCUCAGCGUAGCAGAGAGAACCUACAAACAGAGGCUCCUGUUUGCCAAGCUGUUUGGUCACCUGACUUCAGCCCGCAGAGCCAGGAAGUCUGAAGUGCCCCAUUUUAGACUAAAAAAAGUUCAGAACAUCAAGAUGUGGCUGUCGCUACGAUCCUACCUCAAGAGGCGGGGUCCUCAGCGCUCUGUGGAUGUGAUUGUGUCAUCUGCCUUCCUGCUCACUUUGUCCGUCGUCUUCAUCUGCUGUGCCCAGUUGCUUCAUGUCCAUGAAACCUUCCUGGAGUGUCACUACAACUGGGAGCUGGUGAUCUGGUGCUCUAGUCUGUCUCUGUUCCUGCUCAGGUUUGUCACUCUGGGCUCUGAGACCAGCAAGAAGUACAGCAACACCUCCAUACUCCUCACUGAGCAGAUCAACCUGUAUCUGAAAAUGGAAAAGAAGCCAAACAAGAAAGAGGAGCUGACACUGGUUAACAAUGUCUUAAAACUGGCCACCAAACUACUCAAGGAGUUGGAUACUCCGUUCAGGUUGUAUGGUUUGACUAUGAACCCUCUGCUCUACAACAUCACCCAGGUGGUCAUCCUAUCCGCUGUGUCUGGGGUCAUAUCUGACCUGUUAGGAUUUAACCUGAAGCUAUGGAAGAUCAAAUCAUGAUGGUGGCCAGAGACGACACGUCAGAGUGCUUUUACCCUCAAAGUUCCAACUUUGUGCAAUUCACGAACUAUUUAUUAUUUACCUGCUCAGUGUUUUUACUUACUUUAAUUUGUUUUACAACACAAAACCAAGCUAUAUUUUACCCAUCUGUAAAAAGUGUUAUUACAUUAAGUUCUCAACUUAAAGUCUAGUUUUCUGAAAGUUAUUUAUAUAUUAAAUGAGUUUCAAAACAACUGUUACGACCUUAAAACAAAACAUAUGUUACAUUAGUGGUUUUCUUCUGUUAACAAAGACAUUGGAAUUUGUGCAUUAAAUGCUUAAAACCACGGAGUAUAUUGUGAUCAAACUAUAGUUAGAAGGACUUUUAUUAUACUAAACCUGGCUGGUUCCUGAAGCAAACGGUCUCUGAAUUUAAAGCUAGUGAUGCAUUCGGUAUUUGACAAAUGAGUUCAAA